Alternaria ventricosa is the source of this 993-nucleotide messenger RNA. RefSeq lists its product as uncharacterized. NCBI's taxonomy places the organism in Eukaryota, Fungi, Ascomycota, Dothideomycetes, Pleosporales, Pleosporaceae. The record is from RefSeq and is a predicted model, not a curated record. The transcript has a single exon. Bases 1 to 993 code for a protein of 330 amino acids.
AUGAAGGGUCGCUCAUCCGACAGUGAAUUCCUCACCCACGACAAGCAGACGCGUGCCAGUCUGUGGUGGGGUGAGUCACUUAUGUCCAACUACUGGGGUUACUUCACCUGGUCCAUGCAACAGUAUCGCAAGAAAAAAACCGACGCGGGGGAACUGCGCAUCAAGAAGGGUGAAAUGCAUCUCACUCCUACCGAGUUGGCGGAUGAUCUCGCAUACAUCAACUUCUUCACCCCAGACUAUUGCUUCACCGUGGCCGGGGAGAAUGGCACAGGUUCCAAAUAUAUCCGGCCCGGCAGGGGUGACGAGGACUCGACUACUCUGGGUGAGCUCAACAGGCGACGCGUCUAUCCCGAUAUAUGGGUGCCAGUAGAUACACUGGCCAAGGCCACCUACUCUACUGUCCUCGCAGACUUGGGACAGACCGAGACACCAAAUAUUUUGAACAACGAGACGGCACUCGAGUACUUUACGGCAAACUUCACCACUGUGCACAAGUAUCUGUCGACGGAUCGGUUCGGCCCGGAGCACGUUCCCUUCGACGCUAAGCGCUCAAGCAGUGAACCUCUGCGCGUCGUCCCCUCCGUCAUCACAACGCCAUACACAUGCCAGGUGCCGCAGUACAAGCCCAUGGGCGAACUUGUUCUUUCGAUCAUCAUCGCCGACUUGGUGCUCCUGCAGGCGGCGUGGCAGCUGUUCAAAGCCUGGGUAUGGACAGUAACCAAUUCAUAUGAUACGGCCGAGCAGGGGCAUACUUUUCCAAACCCAUUAUCUGUCGAUUCAACUCUGCACACCAGCGACUCCGGCAUAAGAGCGUCAAUGCGUAGGUAUAACUCUCAACGCGUGCCGGAUGCUCCAGGGAGACCUGCUUCGUCCGACAUUGUGCUACAGCCAUCAGACAACAUCCCUCUGACAACGCUUGUCGGUCAAGAACACGGUCCGCCUGUCUCUCAGCACGCGGCGGAUGCCACAACCAGCCCUGGUCAUGGGCCGUAA